Trichomonas vaginalis G3 is the source of this 1053-nucleotide messenger RNA. Its product is annotated as TPR-like family. The transcript has a single exon. NCBI's taxonomy places the organism in Eukaryota, Parabasalia, Trichomonadida, Trichomonadidae. The coding region runs from base 1 to 1053 and encodes 350 amino acids. The record is from RefSeq and is a predicted model, not a curated record. Gene Ontology annotation, molecular function: protein binding.
AUGGCAUACUUGAAUUGCGCAAUCAUCAACAAGUAUCACCUUAAAGAGAUCGGAAUUUGGCCAGAAAGAAACGAAAACCACAUCAAAGCAUUGUUUAAGACACCAUUACUUCCAGAUCAAACCAAAGGAUGCUGGGAAGAAGGUUACAAGAAAGAAACACCAUAUAUUUGGUACCAAAUCUUGUUCAAGUACAUGAACAAAGAUCCAACAUGGGUUGAUCUUGUUAAACGCGAAGACAAACAAAAUCCAAAACUUUUGAAAGCUCUUUUAAACGAAGAAAAGCUUGAAGGAAAUGUUCGUGAUCCUAUGAGCAAAGACCAAGCAGUUUUAGUUUCAAACACAUUACUUUCACCAGUCAUCAUCCGUGUUCCAGGCUUUUUGGGAGAUUUGUACAAAGUUGUUCGUAAUCGACCAAUCAACACUCGUGCUCCUAAGAACAUUGCAGCAUUACUUUACGGCAUUGAUGAAUUAGAUCCACAAUGGAAAUCAAAGUCAGAGAAAUGUCUUAACGAAGCACGUGAAUUGAUGCGAAAUCGUAAAUUCAAACAAGCAAUUUCGAAACUUUCAGAAGCAAAGACAUAUUACAACAGAAGCAUUUAUCCAUCAAUGCACAUUGAAAAGUCAGGAAUUCCAUUCGCUAUUCUCUCUAAUCGUGCACAGUCUGCAUUCCAAGUUGGUCGAUACGAUCUUGCACAUCUUGAUGCACGAAUUGCACUUUCUCUUAAUCCGAAGAUUCCUCACAUCUACAAGAUUCUUCCAUCAAUUGCAGAUAAAUACCAUUGUCCAAAAUCUAAAGAGUAUCUGUCAGAAAUUGCAUCACAGGCCACACAAGAACACACAGACGAAGAGUGGGAAGAACUUGCAAAGAAAGCAAUCGGCCGACUUGGCAUGAAAGCACUUAUUGGAGAACGAGUUGGCUUUUCAACACAAUUAAUCGAAAGAGAAACAAAGCGUGUUUUAGAAGACAUGUUUGAACCAAUUUCAUUCAAACCAAACGAAUUCGAACUCCUUCCAUGGCUGACCGAGACAGAUAUUGAACAAGGAGUUAUUUAA